Molecule: messenger RNA, 1767 nt
Organism: Coniophora puteana RWD-64-598 SS2
Lineage: Eukaryota; Fungi; Basidiomycota; Agaricomycetes; Boletales; Coniophoraceae
Product: MFS general substrate transporter
Exons: 8
Coding region: 1-1611 (536 amino acids)
Biological process (GO): transmembrane transport
Molecular function (GO): transmembrane transporter activity
Source: RefSeq, a predicted model, not a curated record
AUGGCGACUACAUCCCCUACCGGAACGCUGGUCGAGGGCUCCGAGACCAGCACGGCGGCCCCAGUCUCUCCGGUAUCCGAAACGUCGGUCAUGACACUGCCUGGGCCCAAGACGGACAUGUGGAUCGUUCCCAUACCGAAGCGCUUGCAGUACGACCCCGAAAAGCCCUUUUACUUUGGCUUGUUCUUGAACGUGUUCUUCGGUGUCGCUAGCACGCUAGUCGUCGCGAAUCUGUACUAUUGCCAGCCGUUGUUGAUCGAGAUAUCCCACUCGUUUCAUGUGACGUAUGAUGAAGUGUCGAGGAUACCGACGCUGGUUCAGGCCGGCUACGGCAUUGGUCUUCUGCUCAUCUCGCCGCUCGGCGACAUGGUCCGCCGGCGGCAGCUCAUCCUCGGGCUCAUCGUCCUCUCCGCCGUGCUGAGCAUCCCGCUCGCCGUGACGUCGAGCCUGCGCGUCUUCGAGGUCAUCUCCUUCCUCAUGGGCAUGGCGACCGUCUCGCCGCAGAUCAUGAUCCCGCUCGCGGCGGACCUCGCCCCGCCCUCGCGGCGCGCGUCCGCCAUCUCGAUCGUCAUCUCCGGCUUCCUGCUCGGCAUCCUCACCGCGCGCGUGCUCGCGGGCAUCGUCGGGAACUACACGUCCUGGCGGAUCGUGUACUGGAUGUCCGCGGGCGUGCAGGGCUUCGUGGUGCUCGCCAUGUACUGUGUGCUGCCGGACUAUCCGGUGAAGAACAAGGGGCUGUCGUAUUUUGGGAUGUACAGGAGCAUGGCGAAGUUUGUGGUCACGGAGCCGGUGGUGCCGCAGAUUAUGCUGAUCAAUUUUGCGGCGAGCGCGUGUUAUACGAACUUUUGGGUGACGUUGACGUUCUUGCUGGGCGGGGCGCCGUACUUUUACUCGACCAUCAUCAUCGGACUCUUCGGUCUGCUGGGUGCUCUCGGUGUCGUCGUCGUGCCUUUCAUGGGCCGGCUGAUCGACAGGAUCGUGCCCUGGUAUGCGACACUGAUCUCGACGAUAUUCCUGCUGGUCUUCCAGGCUGUGCAGACGGGCGCUGGUGGGAUCAGCAUCGCGGCUGUCAUUAUCGCGUGCUUUGGGCUGGACGUGUUUCGCCAGACGCAGCAGAUAUCACUCGCCACGAGGAUGUUUUCUGUGAACGAGAACGCCCGUGCACGGUUGAACGCACUUCUCAUUCUAUCGGUCUUCCUAGGCCAAAUCAUGGGCACCGCCGCCGGCACCGAGGUCUUCGUCGGCUACGGCUGGCGCGCGGACUCGCUGCUGAGCAUGGGCUGGUACGUGUGGCAGUUCCUGAUCCUCGUCAUGCGCGGACCGCACACGCCAUCAUGCCGGUGGUUCGGCUACGAGGGCGGCUUCCGGUUCCGGCGCGAUCCCAUGCUCGAUUCGAGUCGCCGGCUCGAGGAGGCGGAGGGGGAGUUGUCGGGGACGUCGACGCAUGCGGAGGAGAAGGCGGAGGAGAAGGUGGAAGAGAAAGGGACGUCGGCGGAGGGGCGCGGAUCGGAGGAGACGGCGAAGGCCAAGGUGGAGGAGGAGAAGGUCGAGAAGGAAGGAUUGGACGCUGUCGAAGAGCCCAAGGCUCUCCCAAAAGAAACUCAAGCCUGAGCGAAGGCUGAGGUUCACGUUUGUCGCUCUGGAAGCGGACAGAUUAUAUGAGACAGACUCUGUUUCACGAACACCAACUUCAUAGAUGAGAUCUUUAUGUAAGAUCUCUAUGUAUCCAUGCGUUUCAUCUACUUUCUACACAACCAUAGACUCAAU